Messenger RNA from Anastrepha ludens (Mexican fruit fly), 414 nucleotides. RefSeq lists its product as uncharacterized. NCBI's taxonomy places the organism in Eukaryota, Metazoa, Arthropoda, Insecta, Diptera, Tephritidae. The record is from RefSeq and is a predicted model, not a curated record. The transcript has 3 exons. The coding region runs from base 1 to 414 and encodes 137 amino acids.
AUGGGUGUCGAAGUGGAAGAUGAAAGGGUGAUUUCGGAAGCCCCGUCGCCUUUACGGACGCCACUGGCAGAGAAUUUCACGCUGAGGUCAGGUAAUUCCCAUAUCUCAGACAGGAGAACACCACGGGCGAGCUUGAAAAGAAAGCGCAUGGAAGAAGACGGUAAUGCUCGGAAGAAAUUUUUGGAAAUAGCAGAAAAACAGGCAGAUGCACUAAAGAUGCUAGCCCAGUCGAGUAUAGAAACAGUAGAAGUCGCGAAACAACAAGCAGAUGCUUUAAAGAUCUUAGCCGAAAGCAGCUCUGCAAUUGCUCAGGCUAAUAAAAUGAUGGCGGAGGCAAUAGCCGUAUUGGGGAAUGGAUUAAGCGCUACCGCAGAAGCAUUCAACAAUCUAACGAAUGCAAUAUAUCGUAUGUAG